AUGGCCGUGGCACUGGAUGCCGUGUGGGUGAGGGUGAAGAACGUGUGCAAGCAGAACGGGCUGCUGAUCCUCUCUGUGCUCGCCGUCGUCAUCGGCUGCCUGCUGGGCUUCUUCCUGAAGGCGCGGCACCUCUCCGAGCAGGAGGUCAAAUAUUUCCAGUUCCCCGGCGAGCUGCUAAUGAGGAUGCUGAAAAUGCUCAUUCUUCCGCUUGUUGUGUCCAGCUUGAUGUCAGGAUUGGCAGCUCUGGACGCGAAGUGCUCCAGCCGGCUGGGCAUCAUGACCAUCUCCUACUACCUGUGGACGACCUUCGUGGCAGUGGUGGUGGGCAUCGUCAUGGUGUCCAUCAUCCACCCCGGGGGAGCGGCUCAGAAGGAGGACUCGGAGGACAGCGGGAAGCCCAUCAUGAGCUCCGCCGACGCUCUGCUCGACCUUAUCCGCAACAUGUUUCCAGCCAACUUGGUCCAAGCUACUUUUCAACAGUACCGGACAAGGAGCGUGCCGAUCAUGAAGACCCCCAGGCCCACGGUCAGCCAGGACCUGACGGAGACCACCACCCGCCGGGUGUUCAUCUACGGCAUCCAAGACGACAACGGCACAGACAUCCAGAACUUCUCCCUGGACCUGACGCCGCCCCCCGACGUGGUCUUCCGCACACUGCCCGGUACCAGUGAGGGCAUGAACGUCCUGGGGAUAGUCAUCUUCUCCGCCACCAUGGGUAUCAUGCUUGGCAGAAUGGGACCGAAUGGAAGUGCCUUGGUCAACUUCUGUCAGAGCUUGAACGAAGCUGUACUGAAGAUUGUUGCCAUUGUUAUCUGGUACUUCCCCUUCGGCAUUGUGUUUCUGGUCGCCGGGAAGAUCCUGGAAAUGGAUGACCCAUCUGCCAUGGGUAAGAAGCUGGGCUUCUACGCCAUCACCGUGGUGAUGGGGCUGGUGCUGCACGGCCUCUUCAUCCUGCCUGCCAUGUACUUCUUCAUCACCAAGAAGAGCCCCAUCGUCUACAUCCGCGGCAUCCUGCAGGCGCUGCUCAUCUCACUGGCCACAUCCUCCAGCUCCGCCACGCUGCCUAUCACCUUCAAGUGCCUCUUGGAGAACAACCACAUUGACCGGCGAAUCAUCCGCUUCGUGCUGCCCGUCGGCGCCACCAUCAACAUGGACGGCACCGCGCUCUACGAGGCUGUGGCCGCCAUCUUCAUCGCCCAGGUCAACAACUAUGAGCUGGACUUCGGGCAGAUCAUCACCAUCAGUAUCACAGCCACUGCAGCCAGUAUUGGCGCGGCAGGGAUUCCGCAGGCUGGCCUGGUUACCAUGGUUAUUGUGUUAACAUCGGUUGGGCUCCCUACUGAUGACAUCACUCUCAUCAUUGCUGUUGAUUGGGCCCUGGACCGGUUCAGGACCAUGGUCAACGUGAUGGGGGACGCCCUGGCCACAGGGAUCAUGGCGCACAUCUGCAGGAAAGAUUUUGUGAAAGAAGGAGAGGAGGUGCCCCUGAUCUGUGAGACCAAGCCUAUGAUCAGCAUCCAGCAGAUGAUGGCCUACCAGAAGAACGGCUGCUUCCAGCCCCCGCCAGGCAGCCGAGCAGACCACAUCCCACCCGACGUGGCCCGCCUCAUCCAGCUGGAGGAGGGCGUGCGGCCCGUGGAGAAGAAGAAGCCAUCGCCGCCGCACAAGAGGAUCGACAGGGACAAGGACCACUGUUCCAUCGACAUGAAUGGCCUGGAGACUAAUGUAUAG
Megalops cyprinoides (Indo-Pacific tarpon) is the source of this 1731-nucleotide messenger RNA. It is a transcript of the gene slc1a7a, whose product is annotated as solute carrier family 1 member 7a. The transcript is spliced from 11 exons. Gene Ontology annotation, molecular function: L-glutamate transmembrane transporter activity; glutamate:sodium symporter activity; neutral L-amino acid transmembrane transporter activity. Gene Ontology annotation, biological process: L-glutamate transmembrane transport. Gene Ontology annotation, cellular component: plasma membrane. The coding region runs from base 1 to 1731 and encodes 576 amino acids. Lineage: Eukaryota; Metazoa; Chordata; Actinopteri; Elopiformes; Megalopidae. The record is from RefSeq and is a predicted model, not a curated record.